AUGUCUACAUUUAACGCUGAGACUGCGGAUAACCUAGAAGAUAUUGAAAAGCAAUUUGCUGUUGUUGCUGUGGAGCAAGCUGAAACGUAUUGGAAUUUGAUAACUAAAGUUCCUGGAUCUAAACUACGCUUGACCAAGCAUGAUGAUGAAAUUUAUGAAAAGUUCAUGGAACAUUUCCCCGAAUACAAGGAUGUUGAAAGGGUGCGUAAAUUUACCGAAGAGGAAUUGAAGACAAAGGAAGCCAAGGAAAGAUGGAGAAACUAUAUCAAGCUGUUUGAAAAGAAAAUUGACGAUUUCAACUUUGGAACAUUGCUGAGGACAGACGCCUCGCAGGAGUACGGCCAAGACACUACAUGUUUUGUUGUUCGUUUGCAAUUUUACGCUUUUGAAAUUGCCAGAAACAAGCAUGGGUUGAAUGACUGGGCAGUAGGCCAUCAUUAA
Molecule: messenger RNA, 441 nt
Organism: Lachancea fermentati
Lineage: Eukaryota; Fungi; Ascomycota; Saccharomycetes; Saccharomycetales; Saccharomycetaceae
Source: the annotation of a GenBank genome assembly